AUGAGAAAAUUUCACAGCAAGCACAAGAUAGAAAACAAUCUCGAUCCCGACGAGGGGAAUUCGAGGCUAUGCAGCGCCUGCAAACUACCGAUCUUCACGACUCCGUUCAAAUCAACGGAGUCGGGAAGGGAUUAUAUGCACGAGCAGUGCAGCAAUCUGCCUAUCAAUUUAGAUGGCAGCGAUUUGCACCCUUCCUUGGAACCUCUCGAGAAGCAGCCUAAUCUCGACGAAAGCAAAUGCUCCAAAUGCGACGCUGUUUGUGGGGAUGUGAUGUACCGUUGUCGCGACGCAGAGUGCGAUUUCCAGCUCGACGUGACGUGCGCUUGGCCGGUCAAGAUCCUGCACCGGAGCCACGACCACAGGCUGACUGUCAACCGCUGCUCCAGAGGCUUUUUCUGCAGUGCAUGUGAGACCGAGCAUCGGCCGGGUCUGUUGUGGGCCCAGCCGACGCCUUUGGUCUACGCAUGCAGUGCAUGUGAUUUCUGGCUGCAUCCGCACUGCGCUGCGUUGCCAAAUGCAAUCCAGCACAAGCGCCACCGCCAUCCGCUCCUUCUCGAUUACAGGGCCAGAUCGACGUCGUGUCACUGUGAGAUUUGUCAAGACAUGGUCUUGAGUUGGGGGUUUUAUUCCUGCACUGUGUGUGAUUACCAUCUCCAUAUCAUAUGCGCCGUCUCAGAUGACCAGAGUUUCCAACCAGUUCUGCUCCGAGAAGCUAUGCAAGAAAAUCGAGUUCCAGAGUUGGUUCAUCUUCCGGUACCUGACGAAUACACAAGUAUUCUACGACACAUAGCAAAAUGCACCACCUUCCCAAGUGAUGACAUAGUGCAACACCAACAUCCACUAACCUUGCACCACGACUAUCCCGUCUACAACGAUGACGAGGAGAUCGACAACGACGUUCACCGGCUCCCUAAGUGUGAUGGGUGCGUACAAUUCAUCUCACCUCCAUACUACACCUGCUCCCGAUGCCCGAAACUCCUUCUCCAUGAUUGUUGCGUGCGUCUCCCGUGCGAGAGAGCGCUCCUCCCGCUCAUGGGUUCCCUGGAAAUAGGGUGGCUCAGCCGUCGCACAGGUUCGCUCAUCGGCCUAAAUAGUCGAAACGAGUCUUCCCAUGGCAUCUCAAAAACCCUGUGCUGCAAUCGCCUUACCAACGGAUUCACCUACUCCCACCUCGAAAAACACAGGGACAUCAUGUGCAGCUUCAUGCCUGACUCGAUCACGCACGCUGCCCACGCCAACACGCACGUGCUCCGCUCAUACGUACACCCAUUACAAUAUGAGGUAGCGACGUGCCGCUGCUGCAACGGAUUUCUAAGGGACAUAUCCUACAACUGCACCACAUGCCGCAAUUUCAGCAUACACGCUACGUGUGCGCGCCUGCCCGCCACCGUCCGCCACGUUUCCGACCCGCAUCCCCUGCAGCUCGUCACGGCCCCACCUCCUCACGUGCAGCCGCAGACCAUCUGCGACGCAUGUGAGCAGGGCCUUGACAGCACGCAGUGGUACUACGGCUGCGCGGAGUGCGAGCAGGCAUUCCACGUGGACUGCAUACCCUGCUUAGAUCACCUAUCUUUGAUCAAGUACGAGGCUGUUGAGGUUCAUGUGGAGUAUCAUAAAUGUCCACUCACUCUCGUCCGCGGACACAUGGUCCGCGGCCGUCGGUGUGGCCGUUGUGGGGAAGGCUACCGUAAUAGCCUGGCGUUCAACUGCUUUAAAUGCCAUUUUAGCAUCCAUGUUACUUGUUUCGAGACAUUUUCUCUACUUUUCAAAGUGUCUAAGAAGACGAGGCUAUCCUUGAAAAAUCACUAGACAAUUGUCGCAGGGCCAUCAUCAUAGUACUAUCUAAUGAGUGUAAACAUAUAUGUUAAUUUCUGCUAUAAAAGUAUGUCUAUUUAAAUCAUUUUGUGUGUAUAUGGGCGAUCAAAUCUGAACAUACAAUUUUUUAUUUGAAAUUUAAUGAUUCUAUGUUGGACACAUGUCAAGCACUAAUAAUUAGGUUUUGAUAAAUGAUAUUUGAAAAUUUUUGUAUUAAUACUACCCCAUUCGCACAAUAACAGUUAUAUCUUGUGUACUUUCCACAAUAAAUGUCAUAUUUCAUUUUUAUCAUAAAUGG
Messenger RNA from Salvia splendens (bonfire salvia), 2113 nucleotides. RefSeq lists its product as uncharacterized. The record is from RefSeq and is a predicted model, not a curated record. The coding region runs from base 1 to 1809 and encodes 602 amino acids. The transcript is spliced from 2 exons. NCBI's taxonomy places the organism in Eukaryota, Viridiplantae, Streptophyta, Magnoliopsida, Lamiales, Lamiaceae.